CCCAGAACAGUUUUGCCUUUUACUUUCCUGACCUUGAGAAACUCAGGAACGUAUGGUGCAGGACAGGUGUAUAUAAAAAGUUACAGAGUGGGCUUUCUCUUACAUUCAGACACCAUGAAGGCCCUCAUAUUCCUGGCUUUGCUUGGAGCAGCAUUUGCUGCAGCUGAGGACGAUAGGGUUGUGGGAGGGUAUGAGUGUCCCAGACACUCUGUUCCCUACCAGGUGUCUCUGAACGCUGGAUACCACUUCUGCGGUGGAUCCCUCAUCUCCAGCCAGUGGGUGGUGUCUGCUGCUCACUGCUACAAGUCUCGUAUCCAGGUCCGCCUUGGUGAGCACAACAUCGCCGUGAACGAGGGCACCGAGCAGUGGAUUGAUGGCGCCAAGAUGAUCAAGCACCCACAGUACAACAGCUACAACCUGGACAACGACAUCAUGCUGAUUAAACUGAGCCGCCCCGCCACCCUCAACAGCUAUGUCCAGACCGUGUCCCUGCCCUCUCGCUGCCCCGUGGCCGACGAGAACUGCAUGGUGUCCGGGUGGGGCAACAUGUCUGCCAAUGGCAGCAACUUUCCCGACAGGCUGCAGUGCCUGAGGCAGCCCAUCAUCGAUGACAGGAUCUGCAGGAACGCCUACCCCCACCUCUUCACUGAGAACAUGCUUUGCUCCGGAUUCAUGCACGGAGGUGCCAGCAGCUGCCAAGGAGACUCUGGUGGUCCUCUGGUGUGUAAUGGUCAGCUGCAGGGAGUCGUGUCCUGGGGUUAUGACUGCGCCAUGAAGGGACACCCCAGUGUCUAUGCCCGUGUGUGCCGCUACAAUAGCUGGAUCAGCAGUGUUAUGCGCAGCAACUAAAUACGCACAGUCACUCAUACAUCCACACACAAACUGACAUUAUAUCACCAUACUCAGGACUCAUGCUCAGUUUAUUUAGAACAUCUUAGUCAUUCAUAUACUUCUCAUAAAUAACAUGUUUAGACAUAAUACUUUGUAACCAACAGUAAAGACAAAGAACUGGAUAAAUGAAUAAAAAUAUACAGCAGCA
Lates calcarifer (barramundi perch) is the source of this 1039-nucleotide messenger RNA. Its product is annotated as trypsin-3. Lineage: Eukaryota; Metazoa; Chordata; Actinopteri; Centropomidae. Gene Ontology annotation, biological process: proteolysis. Gene Ontology annotation, molecular function: serine-type endopeptidase activity. Bases 115 to 849 code for a protein of 244 amino acids. The transcript has 5 exons. The record is from RefSeq and is a predicted model, not a curated record.